Molecule: messenger RNA, 2691 nt
Organism: Tilletiopsis washingtonensis
Lineage: Eukaryota; Fungi; Basidiomycota; Exobasidiomycetes; Entylomatales
Product: Cullin-domain-containing protein
Exons: 12
Coding region: 31-2289 (752 amino acids)
Biological process (GO): DNA damage response; ubiquitin-dependent protein catabolic process; protein ubiquitination
Cellular component (GO): Cul4-RING E3 ubiquitin ligase complex
Molecular function (GO): ubiquitin protein ligase binding
Source: RefSeq, a predicted model, not a curated record
CCACAUUGCCGCACGUCCUCACGCCCUGCCAUGUCGCUCGCCGCCCUCUUCGCGCCGCGCAGUGCGCGCUCGACGGCGGGCCUGCCCUCGCUCGCUGCGCUGCCCGUGCUUGCGUCGAGCUCGCAGCCGUCGUGCCCCUCGCUCCUCCGCGCGCUGCGCCACUUCCUCCUCUCCGACGCGCCGCUGUCGCCCGACAGCGUCUACACGCAGACGCAGCGCCUCGUCGCCGCCGGCCAGGCGUCGGCGCUGAGCGACGGCGUCAGGGCAGAGCUGUCACGCGCAGUGCUGCGCACCCGCGACGCCGCUGCCCUCGGCGGCAUGCCGGCGCUGCUGACGGCAUGGCAGGCCUGGACGGCGCGCAGCCGUCUCGUUGCAGACAUGUUCCUCCCGCUCGAUGCGCUUCAGCCACACUCGGAUCGCAUCGAGGCCGUCUGCGCCGAGCUCUUCAAGGAACAUGUGCUGCUGCACGCUCCGCUGCUGCAGAGCACGCUCGACGCACUGGGUGCGCAGCUGAGCGCCGUGCGGUCGCUCACGCACACGAGCGGCGCAGCCACCGGCUCUGUCACGAGUGCGGACCACGAGAAGCAGAUCGAGGCGCUCGCGGCGCUAUUCACGACGCUCGACAGCCAGGACAUCUUCGCCGAGUCGCUCGUGCAGCACACGGCCGCCGACUACGCGCGCGAGGCUGCUCGUUUCGCGCCGAGCGCUUCUGACGUCGUGGAACAGGAGCGUCCGGAGGCGAUGGAGAUCACUGUGUUCUUGCAGCACGUGGCUCGCAGAGUCCAGGAGGAGCAGGCGCGUGCCAUGCGGCUGCUAGCCACUGGCAGGGAAGACGUGGUGCACGCAGCGAUGAAGGAGCUGUUGGGCGGCGACGGAGAAGGCCUGAUCUCGCACCUGCCGUCGCUUCUCUCCUCGCCGGCGACGUCCGCACUCCGCACGCUCUACGCUCUGCUUCAACGAGUCUCGCCUGACGCACUGUCGCCUCUGCGGACCGCGUGGGCAAAGGUCACGCGCGAGCUGAUUACUUCCGCCCUCGGCACGAGCGGUAGUGCAGGCUCCGAAGGCACGAUUCCUGCGCUGCUCGAGCUGAAGCGCAAGCUCGACCUCGUGCUCAGCGAUGCAUUCGAGAAGGACGACAAGAUGCGCCAUGCGCUGCAGGAAGCCUUUGAGCAGCUGCUCAACACCAAGGGCAACAGUGUCGCAGAGGACGUCGCCAAAUUCUUGGACGCCAAGCUGCGCAGUGGAAACAAGACGAUGUCUGACGCGGAGAUGGAGCGGACACUCGAUGAGGCACUGGAACUGUUCCGCUAUACGCACGACAAGGACAUGUUCGAAGAGUUCUACAAGCGACUCUUCGCCAAGCGUCUGCUGCUCAAUCGCUCUGCCUCGUCCGAUGCUGAGCUGAGCAUGCUCCUCAAGCUGAAGCGCGAGUGCGGCGCCGCGUUCACCGACAAGCUCGAGACGAUGCUCAAGGACAUGAGCGUCUCGGACGACAUCAUGAAGUCCUAUGCGCUGGUGCAAGACAAGGCCACGCGACAGGGAGAAGGCGAGCAGUUCGAGCUCUCGGUGCACGUCCUCACCGCCGCUCAGUGGCCCACGUAUCCGCCCGUCGAUCUGCGUCUCCCCGCCGACAUGUCUGCGUCGCUGGAGCGCUUCCGCACCUUCUACACCGGAAGGAACGCAGGCCGGCGAGUGGCGUGGGCGCACUCUCUCGGCACGCUCAGCCUGAAGGCGGUGCUCCCUCGUGCUGGCGAGAAGGAGCUGCACGUCUCGCUCUUCCAGGCACUGGUACUGCUGCUCUUCAACGACGAGGAGCGCCUGUCGUUCGGACAGAUCCGGGAGCGGGUCGGGCUGGAAGAGAAGGAGUUGCGCCGGACCCUGCAGUCGCUGGCAUGCGGCCAGAUCCCCACGCGCGUUCUGCGCAAGGAGCCGCAGGGCAAAGACGUCAACGACAGCGACGAGUUCGUCGUCAAUCCGUCGCUCAAGAACGAGCGCGGCCGCAUCAGAAUCAACCAGAUCCAGAUGGCCGAGACGGCCGAGGAGCAGACGUCGACGCGCGAGCGCGUCAUGUUCGACCGCAACAUGCUCCUCGACGCGGCGGUGGUGCGCAUCAUGAAGGCCAAGCAGACGCUGCCGCACAACCUGCUCGUGCAGGACGUCGUCGGCGCGACGAAAGACCGCUUCGCGCCGGAUGUCAAGGAGAUCAAGGCACGCAUCUCGUCGCUCAUCGAGCGCGAGUACAUGGAGCGCGUCGACGGCGAACGCGGCGUGUACCGCUACGUCGCAUGAGCACGUCUUCGAGACACACAAGUCGCGCACGCCGAGCACAUAUGACAAUGUCCCUCUGCCGAUGUGCGUGUGCCUCAGGCCGUCUCUGCCUCGAGCGCAGCGAGCCCGCCUCCGCGUCUGAAGAAGGCCUUUUGCUGUGCGCAGACCGGGUUCACGCAGCCCGGGCAGCGCAGGCCCAUUUGCGUGGAGCAGUUGCCUCUGUCGGAGGCGCGAGAGGGAGCGCGAAGCGGUCAGCACCCUGCAUCGCCGAGCGCAGGACGUACCGCUUACUCACUGCGCGAAGGGAUAGGCUGCGUUGCGUGCGCCGUUGGCGUCGGCGGAGGUGGAGAGAGACUGCAGGUGCUGCUGGGCUAUGUCCGCUACGACAGUCUGCAGCGUCAGCGGAGUGACCGAAAGGACGAG